AUGCCAGCUGAAGAGGAGAUGAGCGGUGACACCAAGGACCGUGUCGCUCUGCGCCGAUCUGCGGAUCUUGUGUUAGUUCUCAAUACCCCAAAAGGUCGUUCCACGACGCUCUCUGCACGCUACUGGCCUGGGCUGUUUUGUCUGACCUGCUGUUGCACAGGCCGAGGUGUUUUUGCUGCGCGAGACAUUCCUGCCCGGACAACCAUAGAAGUUUGUCCAGUGCUUCUUUUACCUGCCGAUGAGAACGAGAAGCAUAUUAGGCACACCCAUUUGUACCAUUAUACGUACAACUGGCCGACGACGACGGCCGAGGGCAGAAAGCAGAUGACCCAGGCCAUCAUAUUCGGCCUAGGCUCGAUGUUCAAUCACGCUCGAGACCAGAAUGUCGGCUGGGUGCGGGACUUGGAGCAUUCAGUCGUGGUUUAUCAAACUCUUCGCGACGUAAGAGCCGGCGAAGAACUGUGCAUAUCAUACGGGGAUCGCUUAACUUUCGAGGAUGCAGACGCCCCGCCUGUAGUUGAUGAAGGAGAUGGUUCAGACCUGCUAGACAACAUACUCCUUGAUGCAUAA
Diplodia corticola is the source of this 570-nucleotide messenger RNA. Its product is annotated as protein methyltransferase. The record is from RefSeq and is a predicted model, not a curated record. Bases 1 to 570 code for a protein of 189 amino acids. NCBI's taxonomy places the organism in Eukaryota, Fungi, Ascomycota, Dothideomycetes, Botryosphaeriales, Botryosphaeriaceae. Gene Ontology annotation, molecular function: protein binding. The transcript has 3 exons.